GCUGCAGAGAGUGGACAGAGUCUGACUCUAUGAAAGAGGAAACAGAUUUAUCUACACGCUCACAUGGACCUAAAGCUGCUCGUUUCCUCAGAACCUUCGCCUCCAGACACCUCUCCAGCCUGAAUCCCUGCAGAGACAACCAGAGGUGGAGACGCCUUGGAUGGAUCAUAUAAAAACCGAAGGGAGCAGCAGGGCCUCUGUGACCUAUUGAGAAAUAACUCUGCCUCUGAUGCAUGAAUGAAGGCUUACUCGGUAAAUAUCUUAAGAAACAUUUUAAUUGGUUCUUUUCCUUUCAAACAAAGGUUUUAUGGAAGGAGACACUGUUCACGGAUUCUGAGCUUAUUUUAAACCUUCAACCCUCUUUCUGCGCCUCCACAACACGCACACAUCACAGCUUGGUCCAUAAAUGCUCGACAAGCUCAAGCCCGUGGUCCAGCUGGACUCGGCUAUGGUGAUGGGCAAGACGGUGGGAUGGCUACGAGAGCAACUGGAGAGCUGUGGGGACAGCCUGUUGGUGAUGGACUGCCGGGCCCAGGAACUCUACGAGUUGUCGCAUGUUGAAACUGCCAUCAAUGUGGCCAUACCAAACCUGAUGCUGCGUCGCCUGAAGAAGGGCAACCUGCCCAUCAGGUCGCUGUUUUCCAUCAGGGAGGACCAGGACAGGUUGGUGCGCCACGGUGAGACGGACACCAUCGUUCUGUAUGAUGAGUCCAGUCGUGAUUGGAACGAGAAUGUGGAUCGUGGGGCUGUGUUGGGUCUACUGCUGAGGAAGAUGAAGGAUGAAGGCUAUAGAGCCUUUUAUUUGGAAGGAGGCUUCAAUAAGUUCCAGGCAGAGUAUCCCAAUCUGUGUGAAACCAGUUUAGAUGGCUCUAAAAUGAUGCCGGGCCUUGGCGGGCUGCGCAUUAGCUCGGACUCAUCAGACAUAGAGUCAGACAUUGACUGGGAACUGAGCAGCACCACCACAGACUCAGACUGCAGUCCGCUGUCCAACCAACAUCCCUCCUUUCCUGUUGAGAUCCUGCCACACCUCUACCUUGGCUGUGCCAAGGACUCCACAAACCUAGACGUGCUGGAGGAGUACGGCAUCAAGUACAUCCUCAAUGUGACCCCCAAUCUGCCCAACCUCUUUGAGAAGGCUGGCGAGUUUAAGUACAAACAGAUCCCCAUCUCAGACCACUGGAGCCAGAACCUCUCACAGUUCUUUCCUGAGACCAGCAGCUUCAUUGAUGAGGCUCGGGAACAGAAGUGCGGUGUCCUGGUCCACUGCUUGGCUGGCAUCAGUCGCUCCGUCACUGUCACAGUGGCCUACCUGAUGCAGAAGCUCAACCUGUCUAUGAACGAUGCCUACGAUAUCGUCAAGAUGAAAAAGUCCAACAUCUCCCCCAACUUCAACUUCAUGGGCCAGCUCCUAGACUUUGAGCGCACUCUGGGCUUGACAAGUCACAACCACAUGGCACAGCCGAACCAACAGCUCUACUUCACUUCCCCAACUAAGCACACUGUCUUUCAGCUGGACCCCCUGCAGUCCACAUGAGGUCUGACCUGAGCGGGCACCUUUUUCCUGGAGCUUUGUCAGGGCCUCCUCUUGAACAAGUUGCAGUUCUUUUUCUGUUGUCGCUGUGCUAUCCGGUCCUUGAUGCUGAUCGUAGUUACAGGAGAGCCAAAGCAGGCAGGCAAACAUGCAGCUGCUGCUGUCUAAAUGAGGAGAGGCAAGAAGACAUUUAAAGAGUGCAAACACUUUCUAAAAUACUAUUUCUGUCACACAUUCAAGGCAUUUUAUCUGUUUUAGUCAGUGUAUCUAAGGAAACUUAACUUGUUUUGUUGAACAGUUGUAUGGUGUGCUUCCAUAUUCCCAGGCUUGUGUACCAAAAAGAUAUUACUCGAGAUGGACAAAAAAAAACCCUGAUUUUAUUUUUGGGGUCUAGCAUGGCUUCCUCCAGGACUAUAGGGUACUCUGUCUCCAGCUUCAGUCAAGACAUGCUUUUGUAGGGUUGAAGCACUUUGGUUUCAUAGGGCACCAUGCCAACUUUAUAUACAUAUGUGCGUGUGUGU
Molecule: messenger RNA, 2052 nt
Organism: Austrofundulus limnaeus
Lineage: Eukaryota; Metazoa; Chordata; Actinopteri; Cyprinodontiformes; Rivulidae
Product: dual specificity protein phosphatase 6-like
Biological process (GO): negative regulation of ERK1 and ERK2 cascade; regulation of heart growth; positive regulation of apoptotic process
Cellular component (GO): cytoplasm; cytosol
Molecular function (GO): protein tyrosine/threonine phosphatase activity; MAP kinase tyrosine phosphatase activity; MAP kinase tyrosine/serine/threonine phosphatase activity
Source: RefSeq, a predicted model, not a curated record